UUACCGGAUUUUCUGCGAUAAAAUUCUGUUUGAAGAGACAUUCUCGACAAUCUUUUUCCACAAUUAAGUGAUCGAAGCACUUUAUAAAAUUUGCACUCAUCUACAAAAUGUUAUGUGUUCCUUCCUGUACACGGCCUUUUACAAAACUGAGACAAAACAUCUGCUGGAAACGAUUAUCGAUCUGGCAUGCAUGUAACGCUUAAAUAAAAAAAUGGAUCAAUGCAAGCGUUCAUCAAACGUCUCCAAAAGUUGACGCAGGCGCUUUAUUUGAAUACAACUCUUGUCAGAAGCACUGUUGUGACAGUACAAUAGAAGCCUUCGUGAAUCAAACAUGACUCAUCCGAAACGUGAUUUAAAAAAUAUUAAUUUUAAGACCAUCAACAAUUAUAGUUUGCAAAUAAAUCGAUGGUGCCUCAAAGUACUUGCUGCUUGGCCAAUAACAAAUACAUUAAUAGAGAAAAUUAUUUCUUUCGUAAUGAUUAUCUUUUGGUCAGUUGCACUAGCAAUCGUUUUGAUACCAUGCAUUUUUUACGUAUUAUUGGAAGACAGUGACUUUGCGACGAAAAUAGGCAUUUUCGGGCCAUUAUUUAACAGAAUUGUAGGCGUGAUAAGUUAUUGGACACUGCUGAAACGUCGUCGCGACAUUCGUAACUGUAUACGACACAUGGAGACAGAUUGGCAGCUCAUACGUAGAAUCGAAGAUCGCGAAAUAAUGCUACAAUACGCCAAAUUUGGACGUUUUAUUGCCGGAUUCAGCGCGGCGUUUACACAGGGUGGUCAACUUCUAUACAGUAUAGCCAAAUCGUUAAGAACUACGACCAUUAUUGUUAAUAAUCAAACUUUCAUAACGCAUCCGAUGACAUGUCCAGCAUACAGCAGAAUCAUCGAUACGAGAUUCAGUCCUAUAAAUGAGAUCAUGAUAGUUAUACAAUUUUUGACAUCGUGUGCAGUGAAUUGCGCCAUAAUGAGUGUUUGCAGUCUCACCGGUGUCCUCGCAAUGCAUGCUUGUGGUCAACUGCGUAUAAUGUGCGUAUGGCUAAACAAAUUCGUCGAGGACUACAAAAAGGUGAAAACUAAUUCGGUUGAAUUGAAAUUGACUACUAUCAUAGAACAUCAUUUGAGAGUUCUAAGGUAUUUUAUUUUGCAUGUUGAGCUUUAA
This is a messenger RNA of Nylanderia fulva, 1159 nucleotides long. RefSeq lists its product as uncharacterized. The record is from RefSeq and is a predicted model, not a curated record. NCBI's taxonomy places the organism in Eukaryota, Metazoa, Arthropoda, Insecta, Hymenoptera, Formicidae.